Colletotrichum truncatum is the source of this 2148-nucleotide messenger RNA. Its product is annotated as geranylgeranyl pyrophosphate synthase. The record is from RefSeq and is a predicted model, not a curated record. Gene Ontology annotation, molecular function: prenyltransferase activity. Gene Ontology annotation, biological process: isoprenoid biosynthetic process. NCBI's taxonomy places the organism in Eukaryota, Fungi, Ascomycota, Sordariomycetes, Glomerellales, Glomerellaceae.
AUGGAACAAAUGUGGAACUACUCUACUCCAAUUGAUCCCGAGAGGGUCAGGGAAACUGGCUGCUUUACAACUUUGCCAGUGAGAAUCAACAACCGAGACGACAUCGCGAACGCAGCCUCUUCGCGCGUGCUCAAAGACUGGGCGGAGCAUACUGGGAAUCGAAAAAUAGACACCAACAGAGUUUCUUUCUCUCCGGUAGGAAGCUUUUGUUCACUCAUUUACUGUGAAACUAUUCCCGAGCGCCUGGAUUCUAUAUCAUAUCUUACAGACCUGUUCUUCUUGAUUGACGAUGCAACCGAAGAGGUUGAAAACGACAAAAUUGCCCAAGAGCAGUGGGUCGGUUUCUCAGGAGCAAUGACCGACACAAUUGGAGAGGCACCUCAGCGUGAUCACGACCUAGAGUUCAUGAAGAAAAAGAAGCUUGUGGCGCAAGUAAUGCUUGAUUUCUUGAGAAUAGAUCCGGCGCUUGGGAUGGAUCUGGCGAAGAGUUGUAAAGCUGGAUGGACUCCUCUAGCCGCUGGAGUGGAAUGGGACACCAUGGAAGAUUAUCUGGGUUUCAGGAGACACAGCGCAGGUCUUGACAUUUACUGGACAAAGACAGUAUUUGGGCUUGGUGAAAAGCUCUCUGAUGAAGAAGAGAAACUCAUUCGGCCACUUGUUUGGGCGGCAGAAAAAGCUGCUAUGCUUAACAACGACUACUGGAGUUGGGACAUUGAAUACUCUCAGGCAAACCAGAAGAUUGAAAGUUUAACCAACGCCGUUGCAGUCUUGAUGAGAAAAGAAGGAAUCUCUGCCGAGGAGGGCAAGCAGCGAAUUAAGGAUCUCAUCCUUUCUUACGAAGCCGAGUACCUCCAGCUACGUGCUCAAUUUUACAGCAACUUUCCUUCAGCACGUUUAUACCUGAGGAAACGAGUGGAGCUUGCAGGCUCAAUGGCAGCUGGCGUGAGUUUCUGGAGUGCCAAUUCCCCUCGAUACCACGUGCCGGAGAAGCAAGUCGAAAUAUCCUAUGUAACUGAAAAUACCGACGCCAAACUCGACCAAAGCUUCGAGACAAUUUCAAGCUCUACCUUGGACCAGUCAAGGACAGACAGUCGAGAUGCCAGCGAUACAGUAUCGAGCAAAAGCACCGACAUCACGAGCCCGAGUCCAGGACCCCGGGAGUUCGAAAAGAACUCAUACUUCGAUGUUCCAAAGCUGGACCACACGGCAAUCAAUGCCCCAAUUGAUUAUGUCCGCAGCAUGCCUUCUAAAGGCGUGAGGACAUCCUUGAUUGAUGCGAUGAACCAAUGGUGCCAGGUGCCAUCACCUCAGCUCUCAGUGGUAAAGAAUGUGAUCGAUCUGCUUCACAACUCUUCCUUGAUCCUCGACGACAUCCAAGACGAUUCACCCAUGCGGCGUGGUAAGACGGCCACCCACAUGAUCUUCGGCGAAGCCCAGUCAAUCAACAGCGCAACUUUCUUGUAUGUGCGAGUCAUACAGGAGGUUCAUGCCACAGGCAACCCAGCUCUAAUGAAGGUGGUUCUUGAGGAACUAGACGACCUUCACAUCGGCCAAAGUUGGGACCUGUACUGGAAAUACAACUUGAGAUGGCCAACAGAGGCUCAGUACUUCAGUAUGAUUGAUCUGAAGACGGGGGGUCUCUUCAGAAUGUUGGUUCGGAUGAUGCAAUCUCUAAGCCCUCGUCAUGAAGAGAACUUCGUCUGUGACACAUUGGUCUCCAUGGUCAGCCGGUUCUUCCAGGUCAGGGAUGACUACCUCAACCUUAAUUCUCGGGAAUACAGCACACAGAAGGGUUGGUGCGAGGAUUUAGAUGAAGGCAAGUUUUCAUACCUCAUCAUCCACUGCCUCGAGAACAGUCCUAUGUUCCGUGACCGCAUCAUGGGCCUUUUUCGGCAGAGAACAGGAUGCCAAGGGCUCAUGCCAAGUGUCGGUAAAGUGCAGAUCAUCGAGUACUUGCAAGAGGCCGGCAGUUUUGAUGCUUGCUGGGAAUUAUUAGACAAACUGGAGGAUGAAAUCGAGAGCGAGAUCAAGAGAUUGGAACAGGUCACUGGAGAACAAAACCCGCAGAUGCAUCUUCUGCUGAAGCUUCUCAGUGUCAAGAAUGAGAAGCCAGAAAAGGGAGCAGUCGCUGUGCCUGCAGGACUGUAA